This is a messenger RNA of Trypanosoma cruzi, 1014 nucleotides long. RefSeq lists its product as uncharacterized. The transcript has a single exon. Lineage: Eukaryota; Euglenozoa; Kinetoplastea; Trypanosomatida; Trypanosomatidae. The record is from RefSeq and is a predicted model, not a curated record. The coding region runs from base 1 to 1014 and encodes 337 amino acids.
AUGAAGAAGGCAACAAAGCAGAGAUCACCACAGGUGCAAUUCCUUUCCAAUAUGGAGUCGAAGUACCCGGAGUAUGCCAAAGCAAUACAAGUCACAGAAUGCAUGAUGGUGAAAGGGUUAAAUGCACUGGACAAGUUUUACCCAGUUGGAGAGCGCAUAUAUAAAAGUGGUGCAGAAUGGUUUUCAACCGCGAAAAAACAUCAAUUGGCGCAUGUUUGGCCGAUUCUUCUUGGUUUUUGUGUCUGUUUCUUUGGCGGAUGUUUUGCUAUGCUUAUUGCUGUAGUGGAGGUGGUGUAUCUUACUACGUGGGAUAGUAUUAAAAAGAGUAUUGGUACUAUUUAUGAAAAUUACCUUUUGGCACGAGAGGCAAGCCUAAAGGAUGACAUGUUAGAUGAAGAUGGCAAUGGUAUUCCAGAUGUUCAAGAGAUUUCCGGAAAGGAACUUUUUUCACGUAAAUUAAGUUUGUUUUUAUGUUCUGUAGAUCCAGUCAGUUUAAGGGAAGCCUUUAAUACUUUACUUCUUGCAUUUUUUGCAAUCCUUGCAGCUCUUAAGAACAAUAUUGCCAAUACACUUGUAUUUGCAUGUGGUCUUGCAGAUAUUAUAGAACGUAAUUUUACAAUAAAAGAUUUCAUUGAUGAUGUGUUGCCUCCGGAGCAUAAGAAGUUGUCUAGUCUCAUGACGAUGAUGUUGUUGAAUUUUAUUUCCGUAACCGUUGCAACGGUUUUGAAGCGGUAUGUUAUGACGCUGCAAUGUGCUUUGCUUGGUGCAACGAUGCUUGUUGGAAAUGCCAUCACACUUGGAAAGAAGGCACAUCUUGUGGAGGAGGAUCUUGACAUGAAAAGUCAGCGAAGCAAACGUCUCAUCACUUUAUUGGCGUGUUUUGGAUUUCUUUGGCAGGCCUCUAACGGGUUUUCGGUGCCGUUUCCGUUAAACAUUUUGCUUUUCCCCGUCUCUUUGCUCGAGUGGCUUCUCGGCGUUGUCUUCGCCGUUUCCGUCACUUCGGGUUUCGUGUGA